AUCCAGCGACCUAAAAAAAAUGACAAAGAGGAUUAGAUGAGUGGACAAUUUCUCACGUUAGGGUUUGGUUUAAUGUUGUGUUGUCUCUGACUCUUCUCUUCUUCUACUACACGCAUCUCAAGCUUUCUCCUUUUCUUCUUCCUCACAAUUAAGAUCUCUCUCUCUCUCUCACCCUUCUCUAUACGCUGUCGUUUUGAUCCCCAAUUUCAUCACCCUUUGCUCCAAACCCUAAAAUUAAAUUUCAUUUCUUUUUUCAAACCUGAGAGGGUAGUGGGAAAAAACCCUCCGAUAAUGGAUGAAGGUGGUGAGGGCGGAGAUCCUAUGGAUCAGUUCCACCGUAACGAAGCUAUAUCCGCUGUAGCUGAUGAUGGUUUUUUAGCCGAAGAAGACGAUGAUUACGAGGACCUUUACAACGAUGUUAAUGUUGGUGAGGGUUUUCUUCAAUCGUUGAGGAAAAACGACGAUUCAGGUGUUAAAAAUGACGCCGUUGAAGAUAAGAAGGUUCAAUCGGGUUCUGUUGUGAUGGAUCCGAGUGGGGGUUCGAUACCUGGUGUCGGUGGUGGUGAGGGAACUGCAGGUACUGUUACUGGAGGUGAUGAAUCUAGGGUUUCUGGGUUUCCGAAUCAAGGGUUUAGAGGGAGUAAUUCUGGAGGUGGAUCGGGUUCUGGGAUUGGGAGUGGUGGUGGUGGUGGGAUUAGGGUUGAAUUAGGGCAAGCAUCUGGAAAAUUGAAUGAAAUUGAGGAGCAGAGAGGAAAUGAUGGUGUUGCAGUGCAGGGGAUUGUGCAGCUACAGCAACAACAUGGCGGUGUUGUUGGGAGUGUUGUGGGUAAUGAGGGUUUGGUGAGACAAGGUCAAGUUGUUGGUGGCGUUGUUGGUGGUGGAGGAGGAAAUCUUAAUAGGGUUGGUGGAAAUGGGGGUGGGAAUGUGAUUGCUAUUAGUAGCGUUGGUACUGGAGGAGGUGAAGGUGGAGUAGUUGGUGGUGGAGGAGGAGGAGGAAUAAGUACUGUAUUAUUUGUUGGUGAUUUGCACUGGUGGACUACUGAUGCGGAGCUCGAAGCUGAGCUUUGCAAGUAUGGACAAGUUAAGGAGGUGAGGUUUUUUGACGAGAAAGCUAGUGGGAAAUCUAAAGGGUAUUGUCAGGUUGAGUUUUAUGAAUCAUAUUCUGCUACUGCUUGUAAGGAAGGGAUGAAUGGACAUGUGUUUAAUGGUAGGCCGUGUGUUGUUGCUUUUGCGUCACCUUUUACUGUUAAGAAAAUGGGAGAGGCUCAGAAUAAUAGGAAUCAACAGGGCAACCAAACUGCUGGGGUUAACCAGGGAAGGAGGGGCCCUCCUGAUGUGGGUGUUAAACCUGGUGGUAGUAAUAUUGCGACUGGUGGUAACUACCAAGGUGGAGAUGGGAAUAAUAGGGGGUAUGGUGGAAGAGGUAAUUGGGGGAGAGGGAAUAAUCCUGGAAUGGGAAAUAGAGGACCUGUUAAUCCGAUGAGGAAUAGGGGCGGUGGUAUGGGUGGUAGAGGUAUCAUGGGUAAUGGUGGAAAUGGAUUUGGACAGGGUCUUGGUGCUGCCCCGCCUAUGAUGCAUCAUCAGUCAAUGAUGAAUCAGGGUUUUGAUCCUGGGUUUGGUGGUCCCAUGGGUAGAAUGGGAGGCUAUGGUUUUCCUGGUGCCCCGGCACCUCCGUUUUCAGGGAUUUUGCCAUCAUUCCCCGGUGUUGGAGGUGUUGGGUUGCCCGGAGUAGCACCACAUGUUAAUCCUGCCUUUUUUGGAAGAGGGAUGCCUGUGAAUGGAAUGGGGAUGAUGCCCACAGCGGGUAUGGACGGACCUAAUAUGGGAAUGUGGCCGGAUCCAAAUAUGGGCGGAUGGGGUGGUGAGGAACCUGGUGGUGGCAGGGCUGGUGAGUCAAGUUAUGGGGAGGAAGCUGCAUCCGAUCAGCAGUAUGGUGAGGUGAGCCAUGAUAGACCUGGGUGGCAGAAUGCUAUGAGGGAUAAAGAUAGAGGAUCCGAAAGAGAUUGGUCCGGUUCUUCUGAGAGAAGGUACAGGGAUGAUAGAGAUCAAGGAUAUGAGAGAGAUGCACCUAGGGAUAAAGAUGCAGGGCAUGAUCCUGAAUAUUCCGAAAGAAAGCAUCGUGAUGAUAGAGAAGUGGUUCGAGAACGAUCUCGUGACCGUGACCGCGAUAGGGAAAAGUCUAGAGACCGUGAUCGCGAGCGCGAGAGGGAUAGAGAUCGUGAGCGGGACAGAUACAGGGAAGAUCGGGACAGAUAUGCUGAUCAUCAUAGGUACAGAGACCGUGAAGCAGAGCAUGAUGAUGAGUGGGAACGGGGACGAUCCUCUAGGACUCACAGCAAAUCAAGACUGUCACAGGACGAGGAACACCAUUCUAGGUCAAAAGAUGCUGAUUAUGGAAAGAGGAGGCGGCUCACCUCUGAGUAAUACUUUCCCUUAAGGAAAGGAAGAAUAGUUACUGAAUAUUCAGGAUUUGUCAUGGUUGUUUGGAUUUUCUGGUUGUGCUCCUCUGACCCAGAAGUUGUUGAGCAGCUAUUGUAUUUCAUUCACCUGUUCCAGUUGCAUCUUGUCAGGAGUAUGGUUCUGUUCUCCUGUGAUAAUGGGACAAUUGUUUGAGAAAAGAAACUGUUCAUUCAAACCCCUGGGUUGCUUUGGGGUUCAAGUGCCGUCAAUAUUGGAGAACCAAGUCAUGACAAUCCUUUUCUUACAUUGAGAAGUGGAACUUUUGCUAUGAAGAUAUUCACUUUUGAUUUGAAUUUAUGUUUUUAUUAGCUCUUGAUUAAAACCAAUGUUGUUGAUGUAAUGGGCUUAACUUACUGUGAAGUCUGAAAUGUUGCAGACUAUUUAGAACUUAUUGUUUGAAUGAUGUAUUAGGAUUUAGCAGAGGAUGUUGAUUAUGUGCCGCUUUUUAAUUGGCUCUUGUUGUAUCAUAUGUUCCCACCUUCCAACUUUUUUUGUUUUCUCCCUAACAUUUAGUUAGUAUACCGGUUGAGCAUGCCAAUUUUGUGUAUGAUGUAGAGGGCUAACCAUUCAAUUUCUGUAAUCAUUCUAAGCUGCUGGAGAUUUGUAUAUAUCACUUUUUCAUGUAUAUAUUGAUAUGUACUUUUCUGAUUACUAAA
Molecule: messenger RNA, 3116 nt
Organism: Cicer arietinum (chickpea)
Lineage: Eukaryota; Viridiplantae; Streptophyta; Magnoliopsida; Fabales; Fabaceae
Molecular function (GO): RNA binding
Source: RefSeq, a predicted model, not a curated record